This is a messenger RNA of Centruroides sculpturatus (bark scorpion), 1423 nucleotides long. RefSeq names its product cell death-inducing p53-target protein 1-like. The record is from RefSeq and is a predicted model, not a curated record. The coding region runs from base 136 to 645 and encodes 169 amino acids. Lineage: Eukaryota; Metazoa; Arthropoda; Arachnida; Scorpiones; Buthidae. Gene Ontology annotation, molecular function: zinc ion binding. The transcript has 6 exons.
GUCGCCAGUGUGCAGCUUUUACGAUUGCCCAUGGCAACGGAUGGUGUGACACAAAGCUCUAUAUCUGAUUACAAUUACUUUUGAAAUAUAGAGCGAUAGCAUAAUCACAAGGAUUUUUUAUAAGCCGGAAAAAGUAUGGAUCAACAAAAACCACCUGCUGGAACUACUUAUCCAGAACCACCACCACCUUAUACGAGUGGACCAGCACCACCACCUAAUGCGUAUCAUCAACCUCCUGGUCCAUAUGGUGGCAUGGCCUUUUUUCCUGGGCCGUCACAUCAUCCACCACCUCCAGGUGGGGUACCCGUCUUCCCAAUGGCAGGAUAUCAACCUCAACCUCCAACAUCUACAAUGGUUGUAGGUUCACCAGCAACUACUCCAGCAGUGACAUCAGUAACAGUAGUAAAUGUAGCUCAGUGGGGACCAUAUCCUACUCAAAUUACAUGUCCUCAUUGUGGAGUUCAAGUAUUGACUGAAACAACAGCCAGAAUAGGACUUCUUACUUUGCUGUUAUCUGGAGCUUUAGUAUUUCUUGGAUGCUGGUUAGGCUGUUGCCUUAUUCCCUGUUGUAUCCCAGAAUGCCAAGAUAUCGAUCACCGCUGUCCUAAUUGCAAAGCUCAACUAGGCACAUUUACUCGUCUGUAAUACAGUUAACCACAAGUCCAUCCUUUGGGGAGGACGAGCGUCGUCAAGAGAGAGAUUGAUUACCGUCUUUGUGCCUGUCCUCUACGUGAUCUUAGUAUUUCUAUUUGGCAACAAACGUUGUUUAACGAAAGAAGGCAUAUUUAAAAUAUAAAUAAAAAUCUAUGUCAUACGAAUUUAUUUGCUUUUAAAAUAUGGAAAGAAGGAAGUGCAUUUCCAUUAUCCAGUCAGAAAAUAUUAGCAUGCACAAUCAUAUAAUAUCAUGUAAUUACAUUCCGUAUUAUUCCUGUAUAAAAUUAUUUUUAUCCAUAAAGUGCGAGUUAAAAGCAUUUUAAUUUUUUAUUGUAAAAAUGUUGUGCAGUUACUUUCUAUAGUGUGCACAUCAUUCUUCAAUGGUAUUAUUUAUCAGUAUACUUAACCGUGUGAUAGAAAAUGAAAAUUAUAGCAUAUAAGUCAGAAAAAAAAUUAUAAUAUGUAUUUAUUCUAUGAAAAGAAUAUGUGAAAAAUUGCAUGGUUGAAAAUUCUCAAUAUAUUUGGUAAUAUAAAUUUUAUAUUACGACUUGCAUGCAAUGACACAAAAUAGAUUUGCUCAUAGAAAAUAGCUACUGUAUUACAAUUUAGUCCUUGCCACCUCAAAUUUUCAUCUUUAUACAGUUUUGAUCGAAUGUGAAAUGCAAAGUGUCAAAAAUAUACCUUUAUUUUUCUUGGUCCAAAAAAUCUAGUCUGUGUGAAUUUAAGAACUUGUACAGAAUUUAUUUAAAUAAAGAUUUGGACCAUCCUA